AGAACCCUUUCAUCUUCUCCUCUCUCUCUCUCUCUCUCUCAACGAUCAAAAGAGCGAGCUUUUCUCUCUUAACCAAGGAAUUUUGAGGCAAAACCUCGCCUUUGAUCAAAUUCAUCAGUAGACAGGAGACUAUGGCACGAAAUCCUGCAAGAUGUACAGGUAUGAAAAGAAAAGAUUCUGGUGGAUCUUCGAAGGCGAAAAGCACAUCUAUCCACAAUCCUGCAAAAAUGGAAGAUAGUGUGGUAUCAAAUGCGGCUGCAGAGGAGCAAAACAGCAUUGACAAUGGUUAUGAACCUCAGGUCUAUAAGAGGCCAAAGAGGGCUGCUGCGUGUUUAAAUUUCAAGGAGAAAUCCAUCAAACUAUCUGAUGUUUCGUCAACUAUUGAAACAAAGAAAAACCGUAUCGUGGAAGAUGAGAUAGUUGCUGUGGAUCUUACAAAACUUGGUCCAGAAGAUCUUCCACCGUGUAGGAAGCUUCUUGAUUUUGUUUUGCAUGAUGCUGAUGGAAAUCCACAACCUUUUGAAAUGUCUGAAUUUGAUGACCUAUUCAUCACUGCUCUUAUGAUGCCAUUGGAUGAUAAUUUGGAGAAAGAGAAAGAAAGAGGUGUUAAAUGUGAAGGUUUUGGGCGGAUUGAGACUUGGGCAAUUUCUGGUUAUGAUGAGGGGGUUCCAGUAAUUUGGUUGUCAACGGCGUCUGCAGAUUAUGAAUGUGUGAAACCAGCUAGCAAUUACAGAAAAUUCUAUGAUCGUUUCUAUGGUAAGGUGCAUAUUUGUAUUGAAGUUUACAGAAAAUUAGCCAAACCUGCUGGUGGAAAUCCAAACUUGACUCUUGACGAAUUAAUUGCUGGUGUCAUCCGAUCUAUGAGUGGAAACAAGAACUUUUCUUGUGGCGUAAUCAGUAGGGAUUUUGUGAUCUCAAUUGGUGAAUUUGUAUACAACCAGUUGAUCGGAUUGGAUGAGAACCAAAAGAAAAACGAUGUCAACCUAGCCACAGUACCAGCUCUUCUUGCUCUAAGAGACGAGUGUAGAAGUAGAUCAGAAUAUGGCAUGGUGCCAGUACAGGUUUCAAAUGGGAGCUUGAAGAUCAAAGGAGAGAACUUCGAAGCUGAUGAAGAUGAUGAUGCAAAAUUAGCACGGCUGUUGCAGCAGGAGGAAGAUUGGAAUAUGAUGAAGCAGCAGAAAGGGCGUCAUUCAGUAUCUUCAAAAAAGAGUACCUACAUCAAAAUCAAUGAAUCUGAAAUUGCCAAUGACUAUCCUUUGCCUGCAUAUUACAAGCCCUCAGUUGAAGAAAUGGAUGAGUACAUAUUUUUUGAAAAUGAGGAUUGCAUGUCCUACCGUGACCUUCCAACAAGAGUUCUUACUAAUUGGGCACUUUACAAUUCUGACUCGCGGCUUAUUUCUUUGGAGCUACUCCCAAUGAAGGCCUGUGCAGAUGUUGAUGUUAUUGCUUUUGGAUCAGGAAACAUGAGGGAUGACGAUGGCUGUGGAUUCUGUUCAGAGGGUGAUCUUGUUGGCCAGUCUUCAGGUACAUCUAAUUCGAUGGAUGUUGAAGGCAUUCCAAUUUAUCUGAGUGCAAUCAAGGAGUGGGUGAUUGAGUUUGGUGGAUCCAUGAUCAUCGUUUCUAUCCGAACAGAUGUAGCAUGGUACAGACUAGGUAAACCGACAAAGCAAUAUGCUCCGUGGUAUGAACCAGUCCUCAAAACUGCAAGGGUUGCAGUUAGCAUCAUUACCUUAUUGAAAGAACAGAGCAGAGUUUCAAGGCUUUCAUUUAGUGAUGUGAUUAAGAAGAUUUCAGAGUUUAGAAGGGACCAUCCUGCUUAUAUUUCUUCAAAUUUGCCAGUAGUAGAGAGAUAUGUUGUGGUACAUGGGCAAAUUAUUCUUCAACAGUUUGCCGAUUAUCCUGACCCCACAAUUCAGAAGUGCUCAUUUGUGGCUGGCCUUUCUGAAAAGAUGGAGCAGAAACAUCACACAAAACUUCUUUUGAAGAAAAAGAUGGUAGUGCAGAAGGAAGCCAACUUAAAUCCAAGUGCUUCAAUGUGUCCAAUAUCCAAAAAGAAACUGAUGCGGGCUACUACUACAAAGCUUGUCAAUAAAAUCUGGGCCGAUUACUAUUCAAAAUUCUUUCCUGACGAUUCUAAGGAUGAAGGCCAGGAAGUAAAAGAAGAAAUUGAAGAUGAGCAGGAAGAGAAUGAACAGGAGGAAGUUGAAGAAGAGAAUUUAUUAUUGCAAGAGAAUGAUUCUUCCAAGUCUUCCUCAUCCACAAGGUCUUCUAAACCUAAGACUUCUAAGAAGGAGACAAAAUGGGAAGGUGAAGCAACGGGUAGAACAGAUUUGGGAGAAAAUCUUUAUAGAUCUGCAAUAGUUCAUGGAGAACUGAUUUCUGUGGGCAUGGCAGUCAUGAUCGAAGCUCAUGAAUCCGAAGAAGUGCCAGCAAUAUACUUUGUUGAGUUCAUGUUCGAAAAACCAGAUGGUGUAAAAGUAGUCCAUGGAAGGUUUAUGCUGAGAGGGUCAGAGACUGUUUUAGGAAAUGCUGCGAAAGAAAGGGAGUUGUUCUUGACUAAUGACUGUAUGGAAUUUGAACUAGAGGAUGUUAAAGAAUCUGUAGCUCUUAAGAUAUGUAAGUUACCAUGGGGGCAUAAAUACAGAAAGGAGCAUGCUGAUGCUGAUAAUAUUGAUAGAGCAAAGGCGGAAGAGAUGAAAAAGAAAGGAUUGCCUACAGAAUAUUACUGCAAAAGUUUAUACUGGGCUGAGAAAGGUGCCUUCUUCAGUGCCCCUUUUGAUCAUUUGGGCCUUGGUACUGGGGUCUGUUACUCAUGCAAGGAGAAAGAGCUUCAAGAGGAUGAAGUCAAGCUAAGCUCUAAGACAAGCCUUAUGUACAAGAAGACUGAAUACAAUAUACAUGACUUUGUGUAUGCAAGGCCACAGUUUUUUGCUGAAGAUAGGGAGGAUGACCAAGGAACAUUUAAGGCUGGAAGGAAUGUGGGAUUGAAGGCUUAUGUUGUGUGCCAGAUAUUGGAAAUAUUGGCUCCUUCUGGAUCAAAACAACCCACACCAGCAUCCACAAAGGUCAAAGUUAGAAGAUUUUAUAGACCAGAAGAUAUUUCAGCAGCAAAGUCGUACUGUUCCGAUAUCAGAGAAGUGUACUAUAGCGAAGAUACACUAUAUCUGCCUGUUGAGAUAUUAGAAGGCAAGUGUGAAGUUCGAAAGAAAUUUGAACUUCCAGAUCUGGAGCUUCCUAUGAUUGUAGAUCAUAUUUUCUUUUGCGAAUAUUCUUAUGAUGCUGUCAAUGGAUCUGUUAAGCAGUUGCCUACUAAUGUCAAGCUUUGGUCUCAUAACGGAAAGGUGGCUAACACUUCCUCUAGAAGAAAUAAGGGGAAGGGAAAAUGUAUAGAAGGGGAAGAUCAUUAUAUGUGGAAUGAUAUACCUCAGGAAAGCCGCUUGGCUACUCUAGAUAUUUUCGCAGGUUGUGGUGGCCUAUCAGAGGGAUUACAACAGGCUGGCAUUUCAUUUACGAAGUGGGCAAUUGAAUAUGAACAGCCAGCUGGAGAAGCAUUCAGCCAAAAUCAUCCUGACGCGUCGAUGUUCAUUGAUAACUGCAAUGUGAUCCUCAGGGCCAUCAUGGAGAAGUGCGGGGAUGUAGAUGACUGCAUUUCAACUGCUGAGGCUGAUGAAUUAGCAGCAGGGCUCAACAAAGAGAAGGUAAAUAAUCUGCCAGUGCCAGGUCAAGUUGAUUUCAUCAAUGGAGGACCUCCUUGUCAGGGGUUCUCAGGGAUGAACAGAUUCAACCACAGUACUUGGAGUAAGGUCCAAUGUGAGAUGAUUUUAGCAUUUUUAUCUUUCGCUGAAUAUUUCCGCCCACGUUACUUCCUCCUAGAGAAUGUGAGGAAUUUUGUGUCCUUUAACAAAGGCCAAACAUUCCGUUUAACUCUUGCGUCACUUCUGGAAAUGGGUUACCAGGUGAGAUUUGGUAUUUUGGAAGCUGGAGCUUAUGGUGUCUCUCAAUCAAGGAAAAGGGCAUUCAUUUGGGCUGCAUCUCCAGAAGAGACACUCCCUGAGUGGCCAGAACCUAUGCAUGUAUUUGCUGGUUCUGAGCUAAAAAUUUCUCUCGGCAAAGGUGUUCACUAUGCUGCAGUUCGUAGCACUGCUGGAGGUGCUGCUUUCCGACCAAUUACUGUAAGGGACACCAUUGGAGAUCUUCCUCCUGUUGAAAAUGGAGCAUCAAAACCUACCAUUGACUAUGGAGGUGAGCCAGUGUCAUGGUUCCAAAAGAAAAUUCGAGGUAAUAUGUUGGCUUUGCAUGAUCACAUCUCGAAAGAAAUGAAUGAGUUGAAUCUUAUUCGGUGUCAGCGCAUACCAAAGCACCCAGGUUCUGACUGGCGCGACCUCCCUGAUGAAAAGGUGAAAUUAUCAUCUGGGCAAACGGUAGACUUGAUACCUUGGUGUUUGCCAAACACAGCCAAGAGGCAUAACCAAUGGAAGGGACUGUUUGGUAGGUUGGAUUGGGAAGGAAACUUUCCAACAUCCAUUACAGAUCCACAACCAAUGGGGAAGGUUGGCAUGUGCUUUCACCCUGAGCAAGACCGGAUUCUAACAGUACGUGAGUGUGCUCGAUCUCAGGGUUUCCGAGAUAGCUAUCAAUUUUCUGGCAACAUUCAAAAUCGGCACAGGCAAAUUGGGAAUGCAGUGCCGCCUCCGUUGGCCUAUGCGUUAGGCAGAAAACUCAAGGAAGCUGUUGAUGCAAAGCGUGCUUCAUCUUGAUUACUGACUUCACAUUUUUGGUAUUUUUAGUAUAGCUACGCAAGCCUUCGGUAUACAGGGAGCUUCUGAUUUAACUUUUUAACAACAAAGCUAUAUAUCUUCAUUGUAAAACAAAUUCAAUGAAGGAAAUCUUAAGAGGACCGGACGGUUCUAAUUUUGUUAAUUUGAAGUGAAAAUGUUUCAA
Messenger RNA from Asparagus officinalis (garden asparagus), 4941 nucleotides. RefSeq names its product DNA (cytosine-5)-methyltransferase 1B-like. Lineage: Eukaryota; Viridiplantae; Streptophyta; Magnoliopsida; Asparagales; Asparagaceae. The record is from RefSeq and is a predicted model, not a curated record. Gene Ontology annotation, molecular function: DNA (cytosine-5-)-methyltransferase activity; chromatin binding. The transcript has 13 exons. The coding region runs from base 132 to 4757 and encodes 1541 amino acids. Gene Ontology annotation, cellular component: nucleus.